Messenger RNA from Lodderomyces parapsilosis, 1827 nucleotides. RefSeq lists its product as uncharacterized. The coding region runs from base 1 to 1827 and encodes 608 amino acids. Gene Ontology annotation, biological process: mitochondrion organization; lipid homeostasis. Lineage: Eukaryota; Fungi; Ascomycota; Pichiomycetes; Serinales; Debaryomycetaceae. Gene Ontology annotation, cellular component: mitochondrial inner membrane. The transcript has a single exon. The record is from RefSeq and is a predicted model, not a curated record.
AUGUUAUAUCCGUCAACCAUUUUUGGUGUGUCACCGAAACUUUUGCACUUUGAAGUACUUUACAACCACAUAUCUAGCGCCACUAUGAUUAGACUUAUAUCGCCGCGAAUGGGUAUACCCAGGCUUAAUAUAAGCCUGUUGCUUGUACAACCUGGUCCCCUACGCUACAGAUACGGCAUUGGCCAUUAUGUCAAAAAAUCAUAUGCAACCUCAUCUGGAGCAACAGCAACUUUUACCAAACCCAAAACUAGCAGAUCCAAUAAGUUUUACAAGUAUUUUGCAUUUGGUAUUGGGAUAGGCAUAGGUGGAUCUGCAUUAUAUUAUACAAGUGACAAGUUUAGACAUAUGGUAUUAACCGCGGAUCGCGUUGGUGUUGUUACUGUUGCCGUGGUUCGUUGUUUUGCAUUAUACAAAGAGACACUAGGGAGAGAGUACGAUUCUGCAUCUGCAAGGCACGAUGCUUUAUCAAAAACCCACAAAAGGGCAGCCGAAAUUACUUUGAAAGCUUUGGAGAAAAAUGGAGGUAUAUAUAUCAAAUUGGGGCAACACAUAACGGCAUUGACCUAUUUAUUACCCCGUGAAUGGACAGACACAAUGAUUCCGUUACAGGACAAAUGUCCUAGAUCUUCUAUGGAAGAAAUUGAAAAAUUAUUUGAGACUGAUUUAGGAGUCAGGCUUGAUGAAAUGUUUAUCGAAUUUGAUCCGAACCCUGUGGGAGUUGCAAGCUUGGCCCAAGUGCAUAUAGCCAGGUUACGCAAGAAUGGACAAAAAGUCGCUGUUAAGAUACAACAUCCUAGUUUGAAAGAGUUUGUACCUUUAGAUGUUAAGUUGACCAAGUUGGUGUUUGAUUUGAUGUACAAAGUGUUUCCCGAGUAUCCACUUACCUGGUUAGGGGAUGAGAUGCAAAAUUCGAUUUUUGUUGAACUUGAUUUUACCAAAGAGGCAGCAAAUGCAGAAAGAACAGCCAAACAUUUCAAGGAUUUCUCUUAUUUGAAAAUUCCGAAUGUUUUAGAGGCAGAGAAGAGAAUUUUGAUUAUGGAAUACGUUGCCGGAUCAAGAUUGGAUAAUUUCGAAUACUACCAAGAUCACGACAUAGACACUUCAAAAGUCAGUGCUUGUUUGACGCAUAUAUUCAAUGAAAUGAUUUUCCGGCCUGACGUUGGCUUACAUUGUGACCCUCAUGGUGGUAACUUGGCCAUAAAGAGUGUUGAACCUAGUAAUGGUUACAAUUUUGAAAUUAUUCUCUAUGAUCAUGGUUUAUACAGGGAUAUUCCAUUGCAAAUGAAACGUGAUUAUGCUCACUUUUGGUUAGCUGUUUUGGACAAUGAUAUACCGGGAAUGAAAAAGUACGCAAAAGUAUUUGCUGGUGUUGAAGGGGAACAGAAAUUUAAAAUAUUUGUAAGUGCAAUUACAGGUAGAGCUCCCGAUGCUGUAUUGAAUAAAGAGAUCAAGUCUAGGAGAUCAAAGGCGGAGAUUGAAGAAAUUCAAUCACAAAUCAACAAUCAUGAUCUGGGUGUGUUGGAGGAUCUAAUGGAUAUAUUGUCAAAUAUGCCAAGAAUGAUUUUAUUGAUUUUGAAGACUAACGAUUUAACUAGAAAUUUAGAUGAGAGUUUGCAAUCAGACCUAGGUCCUGAACGUACCUUUUUGAUUAUGGCUAAUUAUUGUGCUCGUACAAUCUACGAAGAAGGGAUUGAUAUAAUUAACCUCCACUGCAAAGGAAUCACCUGGGCGUUCAAGAGAUUCAUAAAUUGGUUUGAUUAUCACAAACGAUUGACUACCUUGUAUAUAUACGAUCUUGUAUUGAAGUUUGAGAAUGCAAGAAAUUGA